GAAAGAUGUAAUUUUGAUAAAUUGUCUCUGUUUCGCAGAGCGGUUUGUGGAGGCUGAGGCGAAGAGGCUGAAAUGCUAGGAGCUUUCAUGAAUAGAGGUCUUGUGUUGCUUUUCGGAUAUGCAUACCCUGCCUUCGAGUGCUACAAAACGGUGGAACAGAACAGAAUCGAGAUUGAACAACUCCGGUUUUGGUGUCAAUAUUGGAUCAUUGUUGCAGUGCUGAUAGUAUUAGAGAGGAUUGUGGAUGUUUUUGUCUCAUGGUUACCCUUGUAUGGUGAACUAAAAUUGGCAUUCUACAUCUACUUAUGGUACCCAAAAACCAAGGGAACAAGCUAUGUCUAUGAAGCAUUCGUGCGGCCUUAUAUUGCAAAGCAUGAGACAGAUAUCGAUCGGAAGUUGCAGGAACUGAGAUUUAAAGCCUGGGAUUUGGUUAUUUCUCAUUGGCAGAACUGCGCCAGUUAUGGGCAGACCACAUUCUUUCAAUUCCUCCAGUUUUUGGCUACUCAAUCUUCAAAGGCGAAAAGCCCUAGCUCACAGAAGGUCGACCCACAGCCUCUCAAUUCAUUACCUCCUGUAAAAGAAACAGAAAGGCAGCCACCUGAAAAGCAGACUCAACAAUCAAGUAAGAAGUGGUCCUCGACACCCCUACACUCGCAAAUGUCGAUAAAAAGAAUCAAACGAGCAGAGUUUCAAACGCCAAAUUCCGAUGUUGUGCAAGAGCAACAGCCUUCUAUCAUACCAUCAGAAGCUACUGUGGUGAAUACAGCCAUAUCGACAUCAGAUGACACAACCGGUCCUCCUUCUACUGAAGAAGCCGAUAUGGACGAAACACUACGUGCAGCUCGGAUCAGACUACGGCGUUCCCAUUCCCGGCAACACGAAUGA
Molecule: messenger RNA, 885 nt
Organism: Telopea speciosissima
Lineage: Eukaryota; Viridiplantae; Streptophyta; Magnoliopsida; Proteales; Proteaceae
Product: putative HVA22-like protein g
Exons: 6
Coding region: 73-885 (270 amino acids)
Source: RefSeq, a predicted model, not a curated record